AUGUUUGUGUGUUUGUUUGUAUGCUUGUUUGCAACCAACCAACCAAUCAACCAACCAACCAAUAAAAACAGGGCCAAAAAUGUGAUAAUGUUCCUCGGAGACGGCAUGGGUCUGCCGACUGUCGCUGCAACACGUGUCUACAGACAGCAAGGCAUCAACCCAGCCGAGAAAAAAAACUACCUCUUCUGGGAAUCUUUCCCUAACCUCGGAUUGGCUAGAACAUACAACGUGGAUCACUCGACCCCAGACAGCGCAGGGACUGCCACGGCCUAUCUUUCGGGCAUCAAAGCAAACCUGGGCACCAUCGGUGUGACUGAGUACGUGCAGUUUAAAAAAUGCUCCAACAUGACGGGCAAUAGGGUGGAGUCUAUAGUACACAAAUCUAUCAAAGAGGGAAAAUCCACAGGGAUAGUAACAACUACCCGGAUUACUCAUGCCUCUCCGGCCGGAUGUUACGCCAGCACUCCGUGCAGAGACUGGGAAGACCGCGUCCCAGAUGACGCAACCGAUUGCACGGAUAUUGCCCAACAACUUAUCCUCGACGACAGGAACAAGGAUAUUAAGGUAAUUUUAGGCGGGGGUCUGAAAUACUUCCUACCGGACUCAUACUCUAAUUCCACCCCUCCGAAGGUUAACGGAACUAGAAAAGAUGGGAAAAAUCUCAUCCAGUCAUGGGAAUCGUAUCAAACCAAUCAAAGUCGUUCGUACAAGUUGGUGUUCAAUAAGCAGGCACUUGCAACUGUAGAUGCCAAGAACACGGACUAUCUAUUGGGUCUCUUCAACGCUGAUCAUAUGUCCUUCGAUGCCGACAGAUCCACAACCGACGAACCUUCCCUGGCGGAUAUGACCUCGAAAGCCAUCGAGAUUCUCAAGAAAAAUGACAAAGGAUACUUCCUAUUUGUGGAAGGUUGCGGUAAAAUAGACCACGCCCACCACAACACGAAUGCUUACAGAGCCCUUAUUGACACUCUGGCUUUUGAGAAAGCCAUCGAAUCGGCCUACAACAACACGAGCCCCGACGACACUCUGAUCCUGGUAACCGCCGACCACUCCCACGUCUUCUCGUUUGGAGGGUACGGCCUUUUCGAAGAGUCCGUUCUCGGUUACGCCUCAAGUGUUGAACCAAGUUUGGACGGCAUGCCCUACCUUCAGAUGGCCUACUCGAACGGACCCGGCUACAAAGUUCGUAGGAACCUUACUGGCAACAACAAGGAUGCCAUGGACAAGGAUUUCGUGCAAGAGACAGCAGUCUGGUUGGCCUACGAAACUCACGGGGGGGAAGACGUGCCCGUGUAUGCCUCGGGACCCUGGUCACACCUCUUUAGAAGCACCGAGGAACAGAAUUAUGUGGCACACGUUAUGAUGUAUGCCUCCUGUGUUGGUGAUUAUACGACUAAGGAGCACUGCGUGGCCACGGCGAACAACGGGGCUGGCCAGACCCACAGCUUUUGGGCGGUCUCUGUGAUAAUUUUGUCUAAUUUUUUCUACUUUUUGGAAAAAUUUUAA
Messenger RNA from Helobdella robusta, 1506 nucleotides. RefSeq lists its product as hypothetical. Gene Ontology annotation, biological process: dephosphorylation. Bases 1 to 1506 code for a protein of 501 amino acids. Gene Ontology annotation, molecular function: alkaline phosphatase activity. The transcript is spliced from 9 exons. The record is from RefSeq and is a predicted model, not a curated record. NCBI's taxonomy places the organism in Eukaryota, Metazoa, Annelida, Clitellata, Rhynchobdellida, Glossiphoniidae.